CAGAAAUUUGCUGCUUGCAAUUUUCGGCAUAACUCAAAGAUGAGCUUAAGAAAGGUGAUUGAUUUCGGGUCAGUGAUGAGCUGGCAUGUAUUCUGAAUCUGAAGUUGAUUAUUAACCACUUUAGCUCUAGAAUUACUCUGAGACCUGAAAAAAAAAAUACCAGGGUCUGCUCAUAUUUGAGUCUGGGUUGCCGGGUUUUGAGGAUAAUGGAAGUGCAAGUUGAACGUAAGUGACUGACGAUGGGGCCUCUUCUGCUCUAUUGCAAGGGCACACCACAGAAGGACGUUACCAUCAAGUCGGACGCGCCUGGCACCCUGCUGCUGGGAAAGCAUGCUGACUAUAUUGCCUCCUACGGCUCAAAGAAGGAUGAUUAUGAAUACUGUAUGUCCGAGUACUUGAGGAUGAGUGGCAUCUACUGGGGCCUGACGGUGAUGGACCUCAUGGGCCAGCUUCAUCGGAUGAACAGAGAGGAGAUACUGGUGUUCAUCAAGUCCUGCCAACAUGAGUGUGGGGGAGUAAGCGCCAGCAUUGGGCAUGAUCCCCAUCUUCUGUACACGCUGAGUGCUGUCCAGAUUCUUACUCUGUAUGAUAGUGUGCACGUUAUCGACGUGGAUAGAGUGGUGGCGUACGUCCAGAGUCUACAGAGAGAGGACGGCUCGUUUGCCGGGGACAUUUGGGGAGAGAUUGAUACAAGAUUCUCAUUUUGUGCAGUGGCAACUUUGGCUCUCUUGGGCAGGCUUGAUGCUAUUAAUGUGGAGAAGGCGAUUGAAUUUGUUUUGUCCUGUAUGAACUUUGAUGGUGGAUUUGGGUGUAGACCAGGCUCUGAAUCUCACGCUGGACAGAUCUAUUGUUGCACAGGAUUCCUGGCGAUCACUAGUCAGCUGCAUCAAGUGAACUCUGACUUACUGGGCUGGUGGCUUUGCGAACGACAGUUGCCCUCAGGCGGACUCAAUGGGAGACCAGAGAAGUUACCAGAUGUGUGCUAUUCGUGGUGGGUCUUGGCCUCCCUAAAGAUAAUUGGAAGACUUCAUUGGAUUGACAGAGAAAAGCUUCGAAGUUUCAUCUUAGCAUGUCAAGAUGAAGAGACAGGAGGCUUUGCAGACAGGCCAGGAGAUAUGGUGGAUCCUUUUCACACCUUAUUUGGCAUUGCUGGGUUGUCACUCCUGGGAGAAGAGCAGAUCAAGCCGGUGAGUCCCGUCUUCUGCAUGCCGGAAGAGGUGCUCCAGAGGGUGAAUGUCCAGCCUCAGCUAGUGAGCUAGAGGCCGCCGUCAAGAUGCUCCAGUGUGCACUAUGAAAUGGCUGUGUUUGAAGUGCUUGUCAAACCUAAAAGUGACUGUUAAUACUUUGUAUAUCAUAUGUUAAUGAUAAAUUAUAUAAUUAUAAGUAUUGUAAAGUAUAUUUAGAUCUUCUGCUGUGUUCUUAGUACAGUUUUUGCCUAUACUUGAAGUUUGUUUUUGAUGUCUCUAACAAACUUAAAAGCUGGUAUUUGAUGCCUCCUUAUGUCCCUAACCUGUAACACUGAUUGGAAAUGAUUUUAACUGAUACAAGUGAGUGAAACCCAUGAUUUAAAUAAAAGAUGCACAAAACUGA
Acomys russatus (golden spiny mouse) is the source of this 1590-nucleotide messenger RNA. It is a transcript of the gene Rabggtb, whose product is annotated as Rab geranylgeranyltransferase subunit beta. Gene Ontology annotation, biological process: protein geranylgeranylation. The coding region runs from base 240 to 1259 and encodes 339 amino acids. Gene Ontology annotation, cellular component: Rab-protein geranylgeranyltransferase complex. The record is from RefSeq and is a predicted model, not a curated record. Gene Ontology annotation, molecular function: Rab geranylgeranyltransferase activity. NCBI's taxonomy places the organism in Eukaryota, Metazoa, Chordata, Mammalia, Rodentia, Muridae. The transcript has 8 exons.